UGUAUUUCCACGACCACCUUCACCUUCUCUCACCAUCUUACCUUCCCAACCGCGCCUUCCCAACCCUCUUAUCCCCUCUCACCACCUACCUUCUACUUCUCUCUCUCUACCUUCUACUUCUCUCUCUACCUUCUACUUCUCUCUCUCUACCUUCCACCUCACCACUUCCAUCACAAUGGACCCAGACCGUCUCUCCAUAACCCUCUCGCUCCGCCUUCAGAUUCAGGAUAUCAACGAGAUCCUCACCGCUCACCGAAACUCCCUUGUCUACCACCUUCAAUCCCCAUCCUCUCCUUCACCAUACCCAUUCUCCAUCCCAGCGCUCGAAUCUCAGCGCGAUGAACUCGUUCAACGCCUUCACCUUCACAUGAGCGAGGGCGUGGCCCGCGGUCUCACGAGGGACGAAAACGAGAACGUGGGAACUUUCCGACGACUUUUGGUCGAGGAACAGGUCGCGAGGAGGGACCAUGCGAUUGCGAGGGAGCUGGGGGGACUGCCAGCUUGGGACGUACGGGAUAGGAACGCCAGAGACAUAAGGGGACCGGUUCGAGCUGAGACGGCUGCCCCGAGGAGGACUGCGGGUCCAGGGAGGGUGAAGUUCGCUGAGCAGUAGUCUGCUUCUAAGCAGAAUGGUGUCCCUCAAGCCGCAGCUGUCGGAAAAGCAGCCGAGUCGUCCACUUCGAAGGCUUCGUCAGGUGAUACGAAGGGUCGGAAUGCAGAUGGGCAGGCCAAAGUGAAGGGAGGUGCAUCUGCACUUCCUUCUCAACCGAACGGCGUCCCGAAAGCGCCUACUGUUAA
Molecule: messenger RNA, 798 nt
Organism: Aaosphaeria arxii CBS 175.79
Lineage: Eukaryota; Fungi; Ascomycota; Dothideomycetes; Pleosporales
Exons: 1
Coding region: 176-613 (145 amino acids)
Source: RefSeq, a predicted model, not a curated record